Messenger RNA from Drosophila willistoni, 1417 nucleotides. RefSeq lists its product as uncharacterized. Lineage: Eukaryota; Metazoa; Arthropoda; Insecta; Diptera; Drosophilidae. The record is from RefSeq and is a predicted model, not a curated record. The transcript has a single exon. The coding region runs from base 130 to 1263 and encodes 377 amino acids. Gene Ontology annotation, molecular function: protein binding.
AAAUCAUUCAUUACACAUAUGUGUGUGUGUAUGUAAGUGUUAGCAGACUCAAUUCGAAUUCAAAUUGUAGUACGUAAAGAAUUUAUUUCUGGCUCAAACAUUCUUGUGCAAAAAAAACAAAAAUUAAAUAUGGCAAACGACGGUGAGAAACAUUUGCAGGCUGCCUAUGAACAGCUGAUCGAAGAUAGCGUCAAGGCGCAGUUCGAGAAGAACGGGACUAUAGGCAAAAUGCAGAGUGAGUUGCAUGUGAAAGUGCUGCAAAUGCUGAAAGGACAAUUGGCUCUGAAUCCCAAUGUGACUCUGUGUGGAGCAAGUGGCCAAGGGAGUAAUGAAGGCUUAGUAGGUGUUCUGAAUCAAUUAAUAAUCGAAUAUUUCAAUUGGUAUGGCUACAAGCAUACCAUGGAGACUUUUAAGAUGGAAUCGGGUGUUUCAUUGGCCACACGUUCAGAUCUGGAAGCCCACUUUAGCAAUACACAUGACGUAAAGCAAUUGCCCAUUUUAUUGCAAAUUCUUAUGCGAGAACAGGAAAGAGAUAAGAAAACUCUGAAGAUCAAACAAUUGCCAUCGAUGAAGCCAACGCAGGCAAACCAAGAGCAAAUUCUAACACAAACGAAGAAUUCUUCUACCACUCUAACAAAAGUCAUACGAAACAUGCCUGGAAAACCUUUGCCAAAAACCUCAGUAGUUAAACAAUUGAAGCCUCUGCCCGUGUCUGGCUCAAAAGUGUUGCAAUUAAAGAAACCUUCGAACAAAGAGAAUCAAAAAUACUCAUCAGAUCUGGACUCUGAGGCUACAGACUAUAAGUCCUCCACCGAUGAUGACCUCUUCUCCGAUAUACCCGAUAGGCACUACUAUCGUGAAGAGGAACCCCCUGAGAGAAAAUAUCCCUUGGGCUUUGGCGAAGAAGGACCUUAUAGAAGCAAACAAAAGGAAGCCGAGCGACUCUAUCAGAAGUAUCAGAAACAAACAACACCACCACUGAAAUCUAAAACUUUAUCCGAUAAGAGAUCAAAAACCACACGCCUAACGAAAACUACCAACGCUCCGGGUCGUGAAGCUUUGGAAUUUCAACUUAGUAAGGCUAUGAAUGCCAAGGCCAAGAGCUCAAGUCAGACUACAUCGAAUAGUGGCAAAUGCCUAUGGUCUAAACAACGCACUCCUCCCUCAGAGAUUGAGCCUAAUUUGGCGGUGAUGAAACCAAAAUGUCCCGAUACCUUAAUCAGCAAAAUUCAAUUGGAUAGCGAUGAGGAUAAUGAUGCAUAGCAAGCUGGUUGAAAUUGAAGUUAACUGAUUCUGAGAUUGGGAAUAAUGGCAAAAAAAUGAAAAGCCUUUUACCUGUUUUUGCCAGAUUUCGUUAAGAAAUUGUUGUGUCUGUAAAUUAAUAAAAUGUUUUAUAAUAAAACUUUACUAAACCAAA